CUGGUUUUGAAUUUUGGAGAGAGAGAAAGGAUGGCGUUGAGAAGGGCGUUGGGGUGGUCAGAUGGGGAGCUGAUGAGAUCAGACUCGAAACCAUGCUCGAGGCUGAUGAGACACACUGCUGGGAUUUUCUCUGUCGGAGGUGGUCUCGGCUUCUGGGUCCUCUGCAGAUUGCACUACGGUCCAAGAAUAACAGUACCGAGAAGUCUUAGGUGGGCUGCUUGUGGGACGGUAUCUAUGAGCUCAAUGUCAGCUCUGCUGGUCCGCCUCUUUAGUCCUGAGUGCGAACCCCAGAACAUAGCUGCUUAUGACAAGGCUAAAUGAUAUCAUCUGUACGGUUCCAAUGUCUAUCUGUUCAUUGAAAUUCUGUUAACUGCUUGCUAGCAGCAAGAGACUGCUGUAAAACACAUCAAUGUCUGAGGGUUGGAAGUGUUCCAGUGAAGUAGUUUGGUAACUGAGAUGAUUCAUUUUCUUAAGUUGUAAUUUCAGCAUUUAGCAAGGAAAAGUGACUUCGUAUUCAAACACUGUCAACUGUACUACGCUUCUUUUUUAUAUAAUUGAUUCCUUGAAGAC
Molecule: messenger RNA, 570 nt
Organism: Magnolia sinica
Lineage: Eukaryota; Viridiplantae; Streptophyta; Magnoliopsida; Magnoliales; Magnoliaceae
Exons: 2
Coding region: 31-321 (96 amino acids)
Source: RefSeq, a predicted model, not a curated record